AUGGCUCUUAUCGAGGACUUGAAUAGCCACGGGAAGUCGUUAAUACAACGAGCAUGGAGAGGAUAUGACGCCGAAUUUGGAUUUGGUUCCUUCAGCGGAGCCAUCUAUGAUACCGCAUGGGUGUCAAUGAUCGCUAAACAAACUGACACUAAGAAUUGGCUUUUCCCAGAAUGUUUCCAUUAUCUACUAGACACGCAAUCGGAGGAGGGAAGUUGGGAUUCAGGUUCAUCACAGAUUGACAGUAUACUGAAUACAGCAGCAUCAUUGUUGGCCUUGAAACGACAUUUUCGACAGCCCCUCCAAGUUAUUGCAGUUCCCCAAGUGGAUUUGAAAAAACGCAUUGACAACGCAACAACAGCGCUACGAUCCCGAUUGACUUCAUGGGACGUAGGAUCUUCAUCCCAUGUUGGAUUUGAGAUUUUAGUUCCCGCUAUUCUUGGCUAUCUCGAAGAUGAAGGACUCUUCUUCCACUUCCCAGGAAGGGACGAGUUGCUUGACCUUAAUAAAGCCAAACUGGCAAUGCUUACGCCUAAGGUGCUAUACAGUAAAGCCAAAACAACCCUCAUUCACUCACUUGAAGCUUUCAUAGGCAAAAUCGACUUUGACCAGAUAUCGCAUCACAAAACAGGAGGGUCAAUGAUGGCUUCCCCGUCAUCAUCUGCAGCCUAUUUGAUGAGUGCAACAAGAUGGGAUAUAGAGACACAGAACUACCUGAGCCACGUCGUUGGUCGCUAUGGCAAUGGAAGCGUACCAAGUGCGUUUCCUUCCACUUAUUUCGAAUUCUCUUGGAUUCUCUCUACAUUGCUAAGAGGAGGUUUCACCAGUAGUGACUUAGCCUGCCCUGAGUUGAACAUGGUCGCCAACGUCCUUGUGGGGGCAUUCCAUCGGAUGGAUGGGGUAAUUGGCUUUGCUCCUUGUGUCGGAACCGACGUCGACGAUACCGCAAGUGGUAUCUUUUCCCUGAGCAUGUUACAGCUUGACCAGAACAACGGAAUAGAACGCAUGAUCGAGGUUUUUGAAGUCGAUGCGCAUUUUCAGACGUACCCGUCAGAACGAAACCCGAGUUUUACUGCUAAUUGCAAUGCACUCAUGGCCCUUUUGCAUCAUAAGGACGUUGCUCGAUACUCUUCUCAGAUCCUCAAGACAGUCCAAUUUCUAUGCGAUUAUUGGUGGUCUGCGGACAAUGGUAUACAGGACAAAUGGAACCUUUGCCGUUUGUAUCCCUGUUUGCUCCUUGUUCAGACAUUCUCGGACCUGUUCGCCCUCUUGGAUGAUCAGAAGCUUUGCAACUUAUUCAGCCAACAAACUAAAUCGAGAAUGUCGAUUGUUACCUUCCAGGCUUGCUAUCGGACGAUAUUAGAACAAGACAGCAACGGUUCGUGGAAUAAGUCACCAGAGCAAUCAGCUUACGGUGUUCUCAUCCUCUCAAAAGCCCGAAUGUUGUCAUUUCUGCAACCCAUUCGACAAAACAUAGAUGAUGCAGUGAAUGCUGGUGUUGAUUUUCUGUCAUCUCUCGAUCUUCUCUCGUUAGUACCAGACUAUAUUUGGACUGAGAAAGUCACCUACGCGUCCGUUUUCUUAACCUCAUCUUAUGUACUUGCCGCCUUGAAAUCGGCGACAUCUACAUCCGCUUCGGCACAGGUAGGGCUGUGCUUCAACGGGGCUGGCUCUUGUGAUUCAAGCAAUUCAGACUACAUAAAGCUCUUUCUCCAUACACCCAUGUUUCGUGACGUGGCCGAGUGGCAUAUACAAGCAUCAUAUCUUGAAUCCACUUUGUUUCGGCCCCUACUACGAGAGCGUCGACUUGACAUCUUCCCCAGAGAAAACAUGAAUGAGGACAAGUAUUUCGACAUUAUUCCUUUCACAUGGACCGCUUGCAAUAAUCGCUCAGGCGCAUUGGCCUCUGCUUCACUCCUCUGCGAGAUGAUGAUCAUUUCCUUCUUGAACUACCAGGCCGAUGAGUUCAUGGAGGCUGUGGCGGCACCAUCGUUCGCCAAUAACCCCAAGGGUCUUCGCGAGAUCAUCGAAGCUCUAUUUUCUCCAAAGACUGCAAACGUUAUAGGCUUAAACCUUAACUACGAAGCUGUUCGACCUCUAUCGCAAUUCAUAACAUAUCUUUUGAAUCAUCCCCAAGUCACCUCCUCUAGUACCUGGGACCGCAAAUGCUUAAAAAGGGAACUCCGUAUGUUUCUCUUGGCACACGUCAAACAGGAGGAAGAUAGCGCUCUAUUCGCUUUGCAAACUCAAACUGAAACGUUUGAUGAUGUCGACGCCAGUUUCUUUUCCUGGGUGCGAACGACCUCGGCGGAUCAUACUUCUUGUCCCUACUCGUUUACAUUCCUGAGCUGCCUGUUGUCCAGCGGAGUAAGUAGUGGUGAUGAAUCCUUUCCAAGUACAAAGUUGAAAUACUUCGCCGAAGCAGCCUGUCGUCAUCUAGCAUCCAUGUGCAGAAUGCACAAUGAUUACGGCUCCAUAUCAAGAGACAUAACAGAACGAAAUCUUAACGCUAUCAACUUCCCAGAAUUUGAGUCUCUAGGAAGCGAAGACUCCUUGGAUAGGAUAGGAACGUCUCAAAGAGAGGCAAAUGGCACGCUCAAAGUUAAGAAAAAAGUUCUUUUUGAGUUGGCAGAGUACGAACGGUGCUGCUUAAAUGAAGCGUUUAGGCAGCUUCAAGAAGAAUUUGAGUGCCCUCGUAGAGGUGUGACUGCCAGAAGAAUAGGGCGACGUCAUGUGUCGAUUAGGAGAAUGUUUUGCGAUGUUACUGACUUGUAUGGUCAGAUAUACUACAUACGUGAUAUUGCAAGUCGGAUGAAACCCUCGGUGUCGAAUGAGACUAGUGGGGUGAGGAUACGAUAG
Messenger RNA from Daldinia caldariorum, 2856 nucleotides. Its product is annotated as terpene synthase family protein. Gene Ontology annotation, biological process: diterpenoid biosynthetic process. The coding region runs from base 1 to 2856 and encodes 951 amino acids. Gene Ontology annotation, molecular function: magnesium ion binding; terpene synthase activity. The transcript is spliced from 4 exons. The record is from RefSeq and is a predicted model, not a curated record. NCBI's taxonomy places the organism in Eukaryota, Fungi, Ascomycota, Sordariomycetes, Xylariales, Hypoxylaceae.